Molecule: messenger RNA, 1488 nt
Organism: Penicillium malachiteum
Lineage: Eukaryota; Fungi; Ascomycota; Eurotiomycetes; Eurotiales; Aspergillaceae
Exons: 2
Coding region: 1-1488 (495 amino acids)
Source: RefSeq, a predicted model, not a curated record
AUGGAUCCUCCUCCUCCUGUCAACCCUCCUUUCUACUAUGGUUCUGAGCCCCAAUAUCUCCACCAACCCGAAAUGUCAUCAAACGCCGACCCUGCUGCCCCUCCUAUGAAAGCUACCCCCUCGAGUAGUGGGAGCUUUAGUGAUGAUGCAGGAUACUUUGACUACAGAUCUACCCCAGAUCAAUUGGGAGGGAUGAAUAGUUCGAUGAUCCCGAUUGAAUCAGGAUGGUCUACUCAACACAACGCUUGGUCAAAGAUGGAAGACACGCAUUCCUUUUCCUCGUCAUACGAUGUUGAUGUCCCCAAAGAGCAGUUGGCCAUCCCGGAUAUGUUUUGGCAGCCAUCUGGUUCUAUGGGGAUACCUGAUCAGACGGGCAACACCAAAAAAGAAGUGCCUUUCCAAGAAUUUGAGCCACAGCUCCCCAUGGAAGAUUUCAGCUAUUCAUCUUGGGCCUCCUAUCCAUGGAAUUCACACAACAAUCCAGACCCAUGGGCGGACUCAUAUGGGAUUGGCACAGACUACGAUUAUUCCAAUGCAGGAUAUUAUGACUCGCGGUCGAAUAUUUCGAGACAACAUGCCUACAACCAGGAGGCUGAGCCAUUGAUGACUGAACUAUUGCCCGCAGAUUAUCUCCAGCAGCCUCAUUUGAGCCAGCCCAUCCAGUCAUCCCCUGUUGCAGCUGGAGUUACAACUCAUAUUCCUACCGUCCCAGCUUUCCCAAUCACUACCAAUCCAGAGGCUCCAAGCAUUUCAAAUAUCUCGGGCUACCAAAGCACUACCUUCCAUGUCUGUGAUGGAAAUCCAGGAACCAAUACCUCAUUGAUCAACCCAGUCCACCCGGAUAACAACAUCAUCAACAACAUGACUAGCAACCUGCAGCCUGUAACCCAGAUGUCUGUCACCUCAUUGUCGUACCCGCAGCCUCAAUUCACCGCUCCAAAUCCCAUCAACACAAACCUCCAAUCUGAUGAUGCACGGAACAGCCUCCUCGUUGAGUGGAAGCGCAGUGGGCUAUCCUACAAGGAUAUCAAGCGCCUUGGAAAGUUCAAAGAAGCAGAGUCAACCUUGCGAGGGCGCUUUCGUACCUUGACGAAGGCCAAGGAGCAAAGAGUUCGAAAGCCAAAGUGGCAGGAGAAGGAUGUGAGUUUUAAUUUUCGAUUGCCCUACUGCAACUUUGACCUACUUAUCAAGAUCCAUACCGAGAAGACAACCUCUGAGUCCUACCCAGAACCCGCUCCUCUUCCCCCGUGGUCCCACUCAAAACCCAGUGAUUCCAACGAGCACCCUGGACAUACACUGGGUGCAUCCUCAACACAGAGCCAUCCCGACUCUGUGCCCAACAAUCAGUUAGGCCAAAUCCCUACCCAGCCUCCCAAAGUAUCGUGGAAGAAGGUUUCGGAAUACAUCUUCGCGCAUGGUGGAUCAUACGAGUUUGGAAAUGCUACAUGUAAGAAAAAGUGGUGUGAGAUUCAUGGUAUCUCAAUUUGA